Molecule: messenger RNA, 836 nt
Organism: Peromyscus eremicus (cactus mouse)
Lineage: Eukaryota; Metazoa; Chordata; Mammalia; Rodentia; Cricetidae
Product: serpin A9-like
Exons: 3
Coding region: 120-836 (238 amino acids)
Biological process (GO): negative regulation of endopeptidase activity
Molecular function (GO): serine-type endopeptidase inhibitor activity
Source: RefSeq, a predicted model, not a curated record
CACUAAGGUAAUCAUGGUUUCCAGCAGCUUCCUCUAAUGCCCUCAUCUUCCAUAACUAUAGGACACUGGUCACAGUAAAGGAGUAAACAUCAGUACUACGCCUACUUCCUUCCUUCCAAAUGGGCUCUUCCUUUUACCGAGUUCUCCUAUGGGUUGGCUUCACUGCUCCAAUCUUCUGCGUGUCUUUAUCCAAUUCCAAUCCCGGCAACAGAGAGUCCCCCCGCCCUCCCUCCAUGAAGAGCAACCCAGCCUCUAAGGUGUCUCCCAGCAACACCAUGUUCGCCUUCUCCCUGUACCGGAGAUUGGUGCAGGAAAGCCCAGGUCAGAAUGUCCUCUUUUCUCCUGUGAGUAUCUCUACCUCCCUGGCCAUGCUGUCCCUGGGGGCCCGCUCAACCACCAAGAUGCAGAUCCUCCGCAGCCUUGGCUUCGAUCUCAUGGGCAUGCCAGAGCCCACCAUCCAUCUGGGCUUCGAAUACCUGGUCCACUCACUGAAUGCAUGCCACAAAGACCGGGACUUGCGGAUGGGCAGUGUUCUCUUCAUCAGGAAGGAGCUGCAGCUGCAGGCCAAUUUUCUGGACCGAGUCAAGAAGCUUUAUGGGACAAAAGUCUUUUCUGAAGACUUCUCAAACGCUGUCACUGCCCAGGCACGGAUCAACAGCUACGUGGAGAAGGAGACCAAAGGGAAGGUGGUGGAUGUAAUCCAAGACCUUGACUCUCAGACAGCCAUGGUCCUGGUAAACCAUAUCUUCUUUAAAGGGUCUUCCCGGGGACAAACUCCCUUAGACCCUGACGAGGAUGACAUCUGGACUCCGCCUGAAGACAAGAGUCUACAGUGA